Molecule: messenger RNA, 15446 nt
Organism: Balaenoptera acutorostrata (minke whale)
Lineage: Eukaryota; Metazoa; Chordata; Mammalia; Artiodactyla; Balaenopteridae
Gene: TRIO
Product: trio Rho guanine nucleotide exchange factor
Exons: 34
Coding region: 368-5452 (1694 amino acids)
Biological process (GO): protein phosphorylation
Cellular component (GO): cytoplasm
Molecular function (GO): ATP binding; guanyl-nucleotide exchange factor activity; protein binding
Source: RefSeq, a predicted model, not a curated record
GUGGCCCGGGAGGGACAUCUGGGAACGUGGUGACCCCGGGGGGCGGCGCGGGGCCGGCACUCGCGGGGCACUGCCUGGGAGGCAGUGCCAGGUGGCCCGGUGUCUCUCGGGCGAGGAGGGGGGUGGCCGCGGGAGAGGCGAGCUUUGCGGCCGGCCCGCGGGGAGGAGGCGCGGGAGGCGUGACAGGGCGUCCCCGGGACCCCGGCGGCGGCGCCUCCUCCCGCCCGGGCCCAGAUCCCGCGUGAGCUGGCCCCGCGCCCCGCGUCCCCGAGCCCAAUCCCGUUGGCUGGCGCGUCCGGGCGGCGGCAGCCUCGGGGCCCGCAGCCCGGAGCGCAGCGCCCAGCGGGCCAGGUGCGGGGCAGGGAGGAUGCAGACUCGGCGCUCGAGAGCCGAGGAGGGCGGGCCAGGUCGGGGCCGCGGCGGGCGGGCGGGCGCGGGGCGCGUGCGGAGUGCUGGCGGCGGCUCCCGGGAGGACGGCUGGGCCGGGGACGUCGGGGGAGCGGCCUGCGACGGGGAGCGCCCCGGAGGCCGGCGGCUCACUUUCCUUCGUGGCCUCUUCCAAAAUCAAGUCGCCAGAUUCGGGUUUCGCAAAAACGAUGAAAUGAAAGCUAUGGAUGUUUUGCCAAUUUUAAAGGAAAAAGUUGCAUACCUUUCAGGUGGCAGAGAUAAGCGCGGGGGUCCCAUCCUAACCUUCCCGGCCCGCAGCAAUCAUGACAGGAUACGGCAGGAGGACCUCCGGAGGCUCAUUUCCUACCUGGCCUGUAUCCCCAGUGAAGAAGUCUGCAAGCGAGGAUUCACGGUGAUCGUGGACAUGCGUGGGUCCAAGUGGGACUCUAUCAAGCCUCUGCUGAAGAUAUUGCAGGAGUCCUUCCCCUGCUGCAUUCACGUUGCACUGAUAAUCAAGCCAGACAACUUUUGGCAGAAACAGAGGACUAAUUUUGGCAGUUCUAAAUUUGAAUUUGAGACAAAUAUGGUCUCUUUAGAAGGCCUUACCAAAGUAGUUGACCCUUCUCAGCUAACGCCCGAAUUUGACGGCUGCCUGGAAUACAACCAUGAAGAAUGGAUUGAAAUCCGAGUUGCUUUUGAAGACUACAUUAGCAAUGCCACCCACAUGCUGUCUCGGCUGGAGGAACUUCAGGACAUCCUAGCUAAGAAGGAGUUGCCUCAGGAUUUGGAGGGGGCUCGGAAUAUGAUCGAGGAACAUUCCCAGCUGAAGAAGAAGGUGAUUAAGGCCCCCAUAGAGGACUUGGAUUUAGAGGGACAGAAGCUGCUGCAGAGGAUUCAGAGCAGUGACAGCUUUCCCAAGAAGAACUCGGGGUCAGGCAAUGCAGACCUGCAGAGCCUCUUGCCCAAGGUGUCCGCCAUGCUGGACAGGCUGCAUUCAACGCGGCAGCACCUGCAUCAGAUGUGGCACGUGAGGAAGCUGAAGCUGGACCAGUGCUUUCAGCUGAGGCUGUUUGAACAGGAUGCUGAGAAGAUGUUUGACUGGAUCACGCACAACAAGGGCCUGUUUCUGAACAGCUACACUGAGAUUGGGACCAGCCAUCCUCAUGCAAUGGAGCUUCAGACACAGCACAACCACUUUGCCAUGAACUGCAUGAACGUGUACGUGAACAUAAACCGCAUCAUGUCGGUGGCCAACCGCCUGGUGGAGUCGGGCCACUACGCCUCCCAGCAGAUCAAGCAGAUCGCCAGUCAGCUGGAGCAGGAGUGGAAGGCGUUCGCGGCCGCCCUGGACGAGCGCAGCACCUUGCUGGACAUGUCGUCCGUCUUCCACCAGAAGGCCGAGAAGUAUAUGAGCAACGUGGACUCGUGGUGCAAAGCCUGUGGGGAGGUGGACCUUCCCUCCGAGCUGCAGGACCUAGAGGAUGCCAUUCAUCAUCACCAGGGAAUAUACGAGCACAUCACCCUUGCUUACUCUGAGGUGAGCCAGGACGGGAAGUCACUCCUUGACAAGCUCCAGCGGCCCCUGACUCCCGGCAGCUCCGAUUCCCUCACGGCCUCCGCCAACUACUCCAAGGCUGUGCACCACGUUCUCGACGUCAUCCACGAGGUGCUGCACCACCAGCGGCAGCUCGAGAACAUCUGGCAGCACCGCAAGGUCCGGCUCCACCAGAGGCUGCAGCUGUGCGUUUUCCAGCAGGAUGUUCAGCAGGUGCUGGACUGGAUUGAGAACCAUGGAGAAGCAUUUCUGAGCAAACAUACAGGUGUGGGGAAAUCUCUCCAUCGGGCCAGAGCUUUGCAGAAACGUCAUGAAGAUUUUGAAGAAGUAGCACAGAACACAUACACCAAUGCGGAUAAAUUACUAGAAGCAGCAGAACAGCUGGCUCAGACUGGGGAAUGUGACCCGGAAGAGAUCUAUCAGGCCGCCCAUCAGCUCGAGGACCGGAUACAAGAUUUUGUUCGGCGAGUUGAGCAGCGGAAGAUCCUCCUGGACAUGUCGGUGUCCUUUCACACCCACGUGAAAGAGCUGUGGACAUGGCUGGAGGAGCUGCAGAAGGAGCUGCUGGACGACGUGUACGCCGAGUCAGUGGAGGCCGUGCAGGACCUCAUCAAGCGCUUCGGGCAGCAGCAGCAGACCACCCUGCAGGUGACCGUGAACGUGAUCAAGGAAGGGGAGGACCUCAUCCAGCAGCUGAGGGACUCCGCCAUCUCCAGCAACAAGACCCCACACAACAGCUCCAUCAGCCACAUCGAGACGGUGCUGCAGCAGCUGGACGAGGCCCAGGCCCAGAUGGAGGAGCUCUUCCAGGAGCGCAAGAUCAAGCUCGAGCUCUUCCUGCAGCUGCGCAUAUUCGAGAGGGAUGCCAUCGACAUCAUCUCAGACCUUGAGUCCUGGAACGACGAGCUUUCUCAGCAAAUGAAUGACUUUGACACGGAGGACCUCACAAUAGCAGAGCAGCGCCUGCAGCACCACGCGGACAAGGCUCUGACCAUGAAUAACCUGACCUUCGACGUCAUCCACCAGGGGCAGGACCUCCUGCAGUAUGUCAACGAAGUGCAGGCCUCCGGCGUGGAGCUGCUUUGCGACAGAGAUGUAGACAUGGCUACCCGGGUCCAGGACUUGCUGGAGUUUCUCCACGAGAAGCAGCAGGAGCUGGAUUUAGCAGCCGAGCAGCAUCGGAAGCACCUGGAGCAGUGUGUGCAGCUCCGCCACCUGCAGGCCGAAGUGAAGCAGGUGCUGGGCUGGAUCCGCAACGGAGAGUCAAUGCUGAACGCCGGCCUCAUCACGGCCAGCUCGCUGCAGGAGGCGGAGCAGCUGCAGAGAGAGCACGAGCAGUUCCAGCACGCCAUCGAGAAGACCCACCAGAGCGCGCUGCAGGUGCAGCAGAAGGCGGAGGUCAUGCUGCAGGCCAACCACUACGACGUGGACAUGAUCCGCGACUGCGCCGAGAAGGUGGCCUCGCACUGGCAGCAGCUGAUGCUCAGGAUGGAGGACCGGCUGAAGCUGGUGAACGCGUCCGUGGCCUUCUACAAGACCUCGGAGCAGGUCUGCAGCGUCCUCGAGAGCCUGGAGCAGGAGUACAAGAGAGAAGAGGACUGGUGUGGAGGGGCCGACAAGCUGGGCCCCAAUUCCGAGACGGACCACGUCACCCCAAUGAUCAGCAAGCACCUUGAGCAGAAGGAAGCGUUCCUGAAGGCUUGCACGCUUGCUAGGAGGAAUGCAGAUGUCUUCCUGAAAUACCUGCACAGGAACAGCGUGAACAUGCCUGGAAUGGUGACACAUAUCAAAGCCCCUGAACAGCAAGUGAAAAAUAUCUUGAAUGAACUCUUCCAGCGGGAGAACAGGGUGUUGCAUUACUGGACCAUGAGGAAGCGGCGGCUGGACCAGUGCCAGCAGUACGUGGUCUUUGAGCGAAGCGCCAAGCAGGCUUUGGAGUGGAUCCAUGACAGUGGGGAGUUCUACCUUUCCACACACACCUCCACGGGUUCGAGUAUCCAGCACACCCAGGAGCUGCUAAAGGAGCACGAGGAGUUCCAGAUCACGGCAAAGCAAACCAAAGAGAGAGUGAAGCUAUUGAUACAGCUGGCUGAUGGCUUUUGUGAAAAGGGGCAUGCCCAUGCAGCAGAGAUAAAAAAAUGUGUCACUGCCGUGGAUAAGAGGUACAGAGAUUUCUCUCUGCGGAUGGAGAAGUACAGGACCUCUUUGGAGAAAGCCCUGGGGAUUUCUUCAGAUUCCAACAAAUCGAGUAAAAGUCUUCAGCUAGAUAUCAUUCCGGCCAGUAUCCCCGGGUCAGAGGUGAAACUCCGUGAUGCCGCUCAUGAACUUAAUGAAGAAAAACGGAAAUCUGCCCGCAGGAAAGAGUUCAUAAUGGCUGAGCUAAUUCAAACUGAAAAGGCUUACGUAAGAGACCUCCGGGAGUGUAUGGAUACCUACCUGUGGGAAAUGACCAGUGGUGUGGAGGAGAUCCCGCCUGGCAUUGUGAACAAAGAGCUCAUUAUCUUCGGGAACAUGCAGGAAAUCUAUGAGUUUCACAAUAACAUAUUCCUAAAAGAGCUGGAAAAAUAUGAACAGUUGCCAGAGGACGUUGGACAUUGCUUUGUAACUUGGGCAGACAAGUUUCAGAUGUAUGUCACAUAUUGCAAAAAUAAGCCUGAUUCUACUCAGCUGAUAUUAGAGCAUGCAGGAUCCUACUUUGAUGAGAUACAACAGCGGCACGGAUUAGCCAAUUCCAUCUCUUCCUACCUUAUUAAACCUGUUCAGCGAAUAACAAAGUAUCAGCUCCUUUUAAAAGAGCUGCUCACGUGCUGCGAGGAGGGGAAGGGGGAGAUUAAGGACGGCCUGGAGGUGAUGCUCAGCGUGCCAAAGCGGGCCAACGACGCCAUGCACCUGAGCAUGCUGGAAGGGUUUGAUGAAAACAUUGAGUCUCAGGGAGAACUCAUCCUGCAGGAAUCCUUCCAAGUGUGGGACCCAAAAACCUUAAUUCGAAAGGGUCGAGAACGGCACCUCUUCCUUUUUGAAAUGUCCUUAGUGUUUAGUAAAGAAGUGAAAGAUUCCAGUGGCAGAAGCAAGUACCUUUAUAAAAGCAAAUUGUUUACCUCAGAGUUGGGUGUCACAGAACACGUUGAAGGAGAUCCUUGCAAAUUUGCACUGUGGGUGGGGAGGACGCCAACUUCAGAUAAUAAAAUUGUCCUUAAGGCCUCCAGUAUAGAAAACAAGCAGGACUGGAUCAAGCACAUCCGGGAGGUGAUCCAGGAAAGGACCAUUCACCUGAAAGGCGCCCUGAAGGAGCCCAUUCACAUCCCCAAAACAGCUCCGGCAACGAGACAGAAGGGGAGGAGGGAUGGAGAGGAUGUGGACAGCCAAGGAGAUGGCAGCAGCCAGCCUGAUACGAUUUCAAUCGCGUCCCGGACAUCUCAGAACACGCUGGACAGCGAUAAGAAUCCACAAACCUACGAAAUAAACUGCUGGGAGAAGUUGGAACCCUGGGCUUACGUGAUGCACAGGUGACCAGAGUCCCCUGUACAAGCCGGUGGAGGCAUUGAUGUCCGCAGUCCGCAGUUCCUACUGAGAUGAGCCCCUCUUCUGUUCUUUUUCUGGAAGGCUAGACCAAGCUCUUAAAGCAAGUUUUUGACAGCAAGUAGGGGUUUCAUUGAAGUUGCCAUUGGUCCAGAAUUCCUGGGUUUCUCAGUGCCUGGCACGGUUGGACUUCCCCGCGAGAGGCCUUAGUCCCGAGGGGAUGGAGAGGUCUGCCUUUGCACGGUGUCUCCGCAGCCACUCGCUGUCCUGACCUCCCGUCACUGGAGACGGCCGCUGUCACAGGAGGGGGCCCAGUCGCGGGGUUUGCUUCAGGCGGCAAGUCUGGGUCCCAGGCUUCGGUCUUUUCUCACUUGCUUUUGCAGGAUUCACGGUGUUGAAUGUUGUUUCCAGGACAGAAGUAAGUAGGUUUAAAAAUACUGGUUUCCUACACUGAUUUCAUUUUCAGAAUCCUUCUAAUUUGAGUAAUUAGCUCUUUCUCAACCUCCUUUUUGACUUCACUCAAUAAUAAGUCCUACAACUUACAAUGCUUAGAGUAACAGUACUGCAGAACAAAAACAAUGUCUCGUUUGAUUUUGUUCGGAGCUCAGUGUAUUACGUUCAGCAAAUAUUUCUCGCCAGUAGUAAUAAUGAGGAAUAAGAUAAAUGACAUGUUCAGUCAUCUGGUCCCUAAUAGCCUCUUUCCCCGAGGCACCCCCCCCCCAUAGUCAUUCAGUGAAGAAAAUAAAGUUUGAACUUGGAAACAUUUCAUUAGAGUAAUCCCAAUUAUUUUCUUUUAAAAAAGUAGUAAUUGAGGUGACUGGGUUAUCUUAAUAGUUACACAAGACUUCCACCUGAAGGAAAAGUCCACAGUAAUCGUGGCUCCCACCAAGGGGACCAAUUCACAGCCUCGCCGAGGCUGAGCAUUGCCGCCCCAGCUGGAGGUCCACCGAGCCCCAAACUCACAGUCUUACCCGAUGUCCUCCCAUGGAUCUGGUCUGGGUUUACCUGAGUUUAAAAGUUUAUUUAAAAAACAGGUUAUUUGAAUGAAAUUGCCAGAGAAAAAUAAAUGUAAAAAGUUCUGUCUUUUGGAAGGGGUGUUAAGAUUUUUCUAGUGGUUGGCCCAAGAAGAAAGGGUGGCUUUGCUUCUUGGGUGGCUUAUGUAUAAGUGGGUGGUGGUGGGAGUCUGGAAACGCCCCGUGCAUCUGAGAAGGGGCUCCGGGCUCUCCAGCCCCCGGCUCUGAGAUGGGCUGCCUGGUGUCGGGUUGUGCCUCUGGCCCACAGAGAACCGUGUGCUAGUGCCCCCGGGCGCCCUGUCCCCUGACACUGGGGGCUGGCAGCUGCGGGGCGCCGACUGGGACUCACAGGAGGUUUGCCCCAGAGAGAGGGCUCUGCCCUGGAGUUAGGAAGAGGCAACUAGUUCUACUUCGAAUCUAUUAUAGCAAAAUAGGCUUAUGUGAACUUGGAUUUGAGUCUGUACAACUCCUGUAGAAAAAUAAGGCAUUAUCCUAGGAACUGUUGCUUUUAAGACGACACAUUGUGUACCCAGUGAGAGAGAAGGGAUACAUCACUAACAACAGUAUAGGUUUGAGGAAAUUAAUCAUUUUACACUGGGAAUCUACUGGGGUAUUAGAAUUAUUAAAGAACUGCCUCUUAAAUAUUUUAUCUGUGAAGGUAACUCACCAGUUUCUGUUUACCUCAUCUCAUACCUUACCACCGAACUUCAUUCCAUAGCUCAGAAAUCCCACCAGGGCCCCUUCUGCAGGUGCCGCCUUGCCUGUGCUCCCGGGUGAAGCUGUGAUAGCAGCCUGUCACUCAGCCGCUCUCAGCCUACCUGAUGUUCUCAUGACUCUUAACCAUCUCGCGUAGUGACAUGCCAAAACUGUUUUCUUAAGUGGAUGUGGCAUGUAUUUAAUACCCCUCGUUGAGGCCAUAGGUCCUUAAUAGUAAGUACACAAAAAGGAUGAAAUGCCUUCCUAAGUCCGUAGAACUGCAACGGGUUGUCUUCUUCCGUUCUUGUGUUCUGUAUUUGGGAGGAAAAUAAGCAGCGUGUGAGACUUAAUAUGAAUAAGUCAGAAUGUGGAGUUUGGAGGGGCCAUACCCAUGAGGCCUUGUACAAAAGAAGGCCCAUGUUUGCGACCACACAUAUGCCUACACAUGUCUGUUCUCUGCUUUGGGGAGGUUUUCUUGUAGCCAUCUCCUUUUCUGUGCUUCUCUGGUAGAACAUUUCAGGGUCAGUAGAUGAUUCAGGAGAAUACAUUUAAGAAACUGCAUCCUUUAUGGAGUCAGUUUGUAAAAUGCACUGUUCCUCUGAACUAGGCUUAACCAGAAAACCCUGUUAUCUCUGAUGGCAGUAACUUUUCAUAUGUCCCAAGGUUCUUCCCACCCUACAUAUUUCAAGUUUAAAUAGCCUCUGAUGAGAUGGGCAGAUAGAUCUGGCAAGGGAAAUUACUUAACCAUAUUCUGCCUGUUUGACUUAAUUUGUGAUGUCUGUUAUGAGUUAGUUGUUAUCAUGGAGUUUGGUUCCAUUUCAGAAUCUGGGUGGGGGGGUGUUUUCGGCUUGGCCUCGUGGAGAACUCUUGAGGAAAAGUUGUCUGCCCAGGGCUGUAGUAACUCUCAGAUGAGGCACAGGGUUUUAGAAGAGUCGGUUAAGGAGGGGCCUGGAGACACCCUCUCUCCAGGGACACCGUUAGCAGAUACAGACCACAGGCCCCCCGAGCACCUUUCCUUCUUCGAAAAGGUCGGUUUUAAAAUCUGCCAUCUCUUUGUUCCAGAUGUAAGUGUAGCACUGAUUCUUGCCCAUAUUAAUGGUGCUUGUGCUGAUAAAGUCAUCUCAUGAAAACAUAAUUUGGGUUCCAAAGAAAUCAAAUGCUUGCCAGAUUCUUGUCUCAUUUGUCCUGAGCUUGUCUCCCUGAUGUUGGGAGGGGACACCUCCAGGUCACUGCGGGGACGAGGGAGGCCAGGUGACCCUCGCAGGGCCACCCAGAAUAGAGAGCGGAAGCCAGAAACGGAAUGUGGAUCUAAUUACCUGGCGGGGUCUAGACCCUGUUAUUUCACACUAGAGCUGAGGAGGAGCUAAAUAUUUUGGCGUAUUAAAGAAGCAUUUUUAAUAUUUUUUCCUUCUGUAUGCAUUAUUAGUAUGUGGUUUGCUUCAUAUAACAAAAAUUUAUAUUAUAAGGAAAAUAGAAAGUAUGCGAAUCAAAUACAGGCUACUACUAUAGAAUAAACCAUCUUGAGGUCAGGAUGAAAAAAAUAACCAAGGCCAGACAGGGCAGGCUGUGGAAAAGCGGCCCAAGCCAGCAGGGGGCCAGGUGUGAGCCUUCUUUAGGUCUGAAGCCGUGCCGUGCUUAUUUGUAAUGAACGAGAAAUUCAGUCGAGACUGAUACUUGGCACGAAUUGCCCCUAAGCUUGUGAUGUGAGUAUAUGAAUUCACACAUUUAAAAAAAAUAAAUGGUUUCAGCUACUUUUCAUGAAGUAUAUAUAGCACUUGUUGGGGAUAUGAAAUUUAUGUAGUUUAAAAAGUCAAUAAACCUCUGUGAAGUGGCAGUCUGCACCGUAGGAACUUGAAUGGAUUUACAUAAAUUGCAGCGCUGAGGUAGUAUAUAAAGUAAUUAAUGCCAAUACGUUUUAAAAUGAGGCUGGAUUCAAGUUUUGGAGAAAGGAAGCCUGCAUUCAGCCUACUUAGGAAGUGCCUCACGCUUGCAUUCAGCCCCUGUUCCUCACAUACCUGGCCCUGUGUGCCACCCGCCUAAGCUCACACUCCCCUCUGCCUGCACCUGCCAGAAGCAGGAGGGAGCCUUGGCUCCAGGAGCUGCCCAGCCUGCUGCCCUUGCCAGGGUGUCCCAGAGCCUCGUGUAGGUUUGCCCGUGUGGGCGUGAAGUUGAGUCGCUUCGUUCAGAAGCCUUUCUGGGGACAGCACAUGGUUUUAAUCCCGGGACGUCAGUUACGGGUCCCGACUCUGCCCAGAGGGUAACAGAGUCGAGUAAGCAAAGUGUUUAGCGUCCAACAGCAGAUGGUUAAGAGCAAGGAGGUGCUCCCCAGCCAGGCCUCUGAGCUCUGCUUCUCAGCAACCGCUCCGUGCCUCAGUUUCCUCUUCUGUAACAGGGGACAGUACGACUCCCCACUCUAGGGCUGUGAGCAUUAAAAAUGUGCGUUUGGAACAGUGCCUUACACGCCCUGAGCACUGCCUAGAUAUCGACUGUCACUGUGUCUUCAUUUCAGAAACUGCCUCCUUCUCCCUCACUCAUUACUGGCUGUUGCCAGCCGCCGUACAUCGGCCUCUUAGCGCUCUUGACUGCAGUGCAUUUAGAAGCUAAUUUUGUUCAUUAGGAGCUAGAAGCUGUGCUAAGGGUAAAUUGCUCAGACUCAGUUCCUGAACUUGCACGUCCUGGGGGCUCAACAGCAGAAUACUGAUCGCGUGUUGAAUGGGCAGCCUCUGAAGAAGCGGGAGACUCUUGCUGGAAACGUUUUCCCAGCCACUCCCCUGUGAUCCUGCCGCAUCAGCCGUAGGAUGAGUCCAUGCUCUGCACGAGGUUGGUUCGUGCCUUCGCAGGUGCAAGGGCAUCAACGCCUGUGCAGCCCAGGACAGGUGCUGCUCCACGGGAACAAGCAGAGAGAGCCCUCCCCACCGGCAGCCUGGCGAGGCUAGCUCCUGGCAUUGGUUCCCUCUGUCUUUCUAAGUGACUGUGGCUUUUCGUAGUUUUUAACAAGUUUCUUAAGUGCUCUCAUAAAGCCACAGAAUGAAUGCAGUCUUUGCCGACUUUAGUUCCUCAAUCAGAAACACAAAAUCCCCCACGCUAGAGCAGAGAGCCUCAGUUCUAAGAAAAGGCAGAUUUUUCAAAACUACAACUUCAGGUAUAACUGUUAACAAAAGUGUUUCUAAAAAUAGCGGUGCAUCGAGAAGUGCUUUUCCAUGUAAAUUUUACAGUCCUGGUCAAAGUCACUGUUGACAAUGACGGCCCAUCUUUGAUUCAGACUCGAGGCUGGUGGUUUAUUCUGGUGGUUCUUCCUUUGGGUGAGGGACCCAGUCGGCCGGUCACCUGGCUGUCAUACCUUAGAUUUUCAGGGGAAAAAAAAGAGGCCUUUCAAAUGGACUUUUCUGGAUAAGGGCUGCUUACUCAGGAAACACAGCAAACAGGCUCCUUUGGGCUCAGUUGUCCCAAGAGGGGUCUUGCUUUCCAGGACCUGUGAUUGAAAGUAGUACAGGUGGGGUCCAGCGGACUGCUUCCCAAGCCUCAUUCAUUUUUCCGCUUUUCAGCCAACGAAGCGUUUCAUUCAUGCCCCGCGGCUCAGCCCUCGGCGCCUCUCGUUCUAAAAUGUUCAGAGUGAGGGCAAGUGUGGCAUUGGUUCAGGCCAGCUUCUGCUGAGCCUGGAGGCCUGGUACCUCGGCGCUGACCUCUCUCUGAUCUGCCUGGCUUUUUACACUUAAAGUUUGCCUUUUCAAAUAUAUCUCUUAAAUUUAGCUUCUUGAUGUCUAACUUUUCGUUGCACCUCAUGUGUAUCACAGUCAAGGAAGGCUUCCAAGGGAUAUUUUCACGUGUCAAAACCAGCGUGUGAUCACAUUAGCAAAGAGUAAAGGAUUAACCUCCCUGAAUAUUAUACUCAGUAUUUUUUUUCUGGGUAAAAAUGUUGGGUAGGGUAAGCUGCUGCUUUUGAAAAAGUUUUUUCUCACAGAUUUUUUUUUUCUUUUCUUUUUUUCUGUUUCCUUUUGUUUCGUUCUUUUCUUCUUUUUCUUGGGGGAAGGGUGGUGAGAAACAACAUUUUUGCCAUCUUAACCAUUUUUCAGUUCUGACAGAUUUCUUUUUGCACCCCAAUCUGUGAGAGAUUCACAGUGGUCCUCUUGGAAACCCAGCAGCAGAUUUUGUGACAGCUUCUCCUGUGAACUUGGCCUUGGGUUUGGGGUGAGCAAGGGGCCUGAUGGUCCCGUGGUUAGGACGGCCGCUGAGAAGCCCAAGCCUCCGGCCUCCGCAAAGUUGCCCAGGGAGAAGCUGGGGUAACACGUUUCCUUGGGGAAUUGUUCUGGCUGCCGGUGGCAGCCUUUCUCUUGUAACCACGGAGCUGGUAAUUAACGGAGCUCUACUUUCUAGUCCCCUGUAACCGAGGAACCACUCUUUGGUCUGCUCUGUGUGAAGCCUGCACAAAACCGCAAGGCCCUUUUGUGAGGUUUCUAGUGCCUGCACCGUGCUGGGCUGUAGGAUGUGACUGUGGGUUGGUACACUCUGUUCCAUAGGGGAAGGUGGCUUUUAGUAGAAUGCUUCCCCCUCUUCUUUUGAAGCGCUCUCGGAAAGUUGGUCAGACACCCACCUGCAAUUGAUCUUAGCUUCUCGAAGCAGAUUCAUUUACAGAGAGGACUACACCAUCCGCGUGUCAGUCGUAAAGAGCCCCUGUUCCUCUGGCGGAGCCCGCCCCAGAACUCACCUGUGAGCCAGUCAUUCAAAUCAGGUGUUUGCUGUUGUCUCUCAAGAACUGUACGUUCUUGUAAAGUAGACAUGCCUCAUUGCAGAGCUCCAGGGAGGGGAUGCCAGAGCCCGAGCAGUGGGUGAGAAGCGCCCAGCCACGGCCCUGCUUCAGUUACUGUCUUUAACUGGGUUCCGGCAAAGCAAAACAAUAUACCGUGGUUUCUCCAGAAAAUGUAAAAAGUAAAGUUCUGUCCUGUGUGACGGUUUUUGAAGGUUCACGUGCCUGCGACCAGGUGAGUAUUUCAUUCUUUUGGGUGAAACACAGCAGCUUGUUCAUUUGCAGUCAUCGAGGGAACUCAGGCAAAGGGGCCCUGGUUUGGUUCUGCUAAUUGUCUGUGCUUCGACGUCCCGGGAGUCCCCCGGCAGCCCUUCCGGAGGGACAUGGCUGGCCUCGGAGGAGGUACUUCAUUAUAGCACCCAUGGUCCGUGCUCCAAUUAAGGCCAUUUUACUGUCAUGCUUUUUAGUCGCCACAUUUAAUUCUUUUAAGGUGGAAAGCAGAAAGAUUGGGAAAAAAAAUAUCUUCUGAUGAGAAUGUCACAAGAGUUCAUGUGAGUCAUGGAAAUUGAGAUUUUCAUAAAUUGCAAUCCUAAACCAAAUGCUUGUGGUAGGGAGCCCGUGAUACGAGUCCAUAAAAUAUAUAGAUGUGAAAAAGAUAAUGUGAAAACUUUCACAAGAUACGAUUGGAAAGGAAAAGUGAAUUUUUAAACUAGAUAAUGGAAUGGUAACACUUUCAACAUAGUGAUGAAAUUGUGUCACUAGGGGUAGAAGUGUCACUGUCAAUAGAUAAGGAUAACCCAAACUUUUUCUAAUUAGGAGUUUAAUUCUACGUAAAAGGCUGUAAUGACUUGCAUUGAUACUCCAAAAUAGUUAUUUUAAGUCUUUUAUACAAAAAAAAAAAAAAGUCUUUUUAAUUAACAAGCCUGGUUUUAAAGACAAGCUUUGGAAUAAGUUUAAAAUAUUCAAAUGCGAACAUUGAGGCAGAAAUCCAUGGGUUGUCUCCUCUCUGGACUAGAAAACGCCCAUUUAAUCCUCCCCUUAUAGAUUUGUGCAGGAGAUUCUCAUGGGAAAAGUCAGUUUAUUCUUAGGGGUAGAGCCAAGAAGAUAUGGUUUUUUUAAUGAUAAUUCUAGCACUGUUUGAAGACAUUCUUCUGGUACUAGAUUUUGUUACUAACUCUCUAAAGGCUUUGGAAAAGAAUUUUGACUCAGUAUGCGAUUCUUUGUCAGAACAGGCUUGAUUUUCAUUUCUCAGGCUCUGUCAAGUGCACAGAUGUUUCCAAUAGUUCUGAUUACUCUGUGAGGGGCUGAACACUCAGCGCCAGAAAGCAAGUCUAGCUUCAUUCCUCUUGGCAGCCGCUUUCUCCCUUCCCACCCUUCCCCCACCCACAGAACACACCGCGUGGCUUUGAGCAGUCUGAAAAGUUCCUACAGCGGGAGAAGGAGACCAGCAGAGGCUGGUGAUGAGGGAGCACGUCUGAAGCGGAGCUUCCCGGGGCCGGGGGUGGUGACACGCGGGGACCACGUGCGCAAGCGGGCCCAGCAGACGGGCUGGGCCGAGGGAAGGCUCCGUAGGGGGUGCAGGCCUGAGGGGCCUCGGCAGGCUGGGCUCCCCACGGGGCUUGUUCAUGGGUCACGCUUUCCCCGGGAUGGGAAACAUUCCUCCUUUUCGUUACAGGGAUUAACCACUUCCAUAACGUGGGGUUUUACGAGGAAGAUUCUUCUCCGGGCUGGGCCUCUGCUGUUAACCUUUUAGCAUUAGCAUCUUCGACUGUUUACAGAGAAAUAUGUGAGAUAUGUGAGAUUCAGCAUAGUAACAUUUAGAAGGGGGUUAGUCACUUGGGGAAAAUGUCCUUUGUGACCCAGCAAAGACAAUUCCUUUUGUCGAUAUUUAUGCUUCAUUUUGGAAGAGUUUUGUUUUGUUUUGCUUUCUGUGGUUGUCAAGUGGACAUGUGUUUCUUAUUCUAAACAUCUGAACUUUCUCUGGAAAGACCAGGAGGGCAGUGGAGAGCAUGGAGCAUGACAGAGGGCCGGCAGGCAGCCGAGGACACUGCAGGGCUGCGAGCCCGGGUAGGAGUCAGUUCUCUGCCGGGGGUGGGGCUGGGCGGCCUCUCUGGAACAGGAUGUUUCCCGGCAGCGGGCCCGGCCGCCCCUUCCUCCUGCACAUCGCAGCUCAGCCCAGCGACCGUCUUCUCUUCUUCUGUGGUCUCCGUGCUGAUGCCCAAAGCGGGGACAGGAAACACACAGGCAGAGUUCACUCCCGAAGUCACAGAGGAAGAGCCCAUGUUUUGUUUUGGUUUUCAAGCAGCUCAUUUUUACAGCAAACCUAUCUUACCUUUUUCACUUCAGCAAAUGUGUGACCGCUUGCUGGGUACAAAGCACCGCCCGAGGCAGCUUUGGGAGAAGCCUGCAGCUAGCUUCCUCUUACAAGCUGUGCGCCGGCCCUUGGCACUUGGGGGCUCACACACUGGGCAUGGGAAGGUCGCAGAAGAAUGACACAAACCUGCUUUCUGGUGCCGGGGACAGACACACACACACACAACCCAAAGCCUGGCUGGUGUCAGACUUGAGACGUAAUUUGUUUAAGGACAGAGUGGUAAGGACGGUAGACAGGAGCAGCUUCUCAGAGGGAUUUGACGGGGGCUGAGACGAGACCAACUGGGGAGGUGGGGGCUCCAAGCAGAAGGGAUCAUGGGCACAGGGCGUGCAGGACCCACCUCAGAAGGAGGACAUGGCCCCUCUGGGCCGUGAAGCACGGGAGAAGCAGCCGAGCCUGCCCCGGGAGGCGGGCUAGGACCUGGUUACGGGAACUUUGCGUCUUAUACUAAGGAAUGUGUGUCUAAGGUUCUUGCAUAGGAGGAUGGCAUGUGUGAACAUUUUAAGAAGGUAACUCUGGCAGCGGUGUUCAGGUGGUUUGGAAGGAAAGCCUGGAUCGGGCAGGGCACUCAGGAGACCAGUGCAGAAAUCCAAAUGAAGUGAUUGGUGUGGGCGUGCUGAGGAAGGGAGGAGUCAGAAACACAUUCUAGAGUCCCUUUGACCGCGUUUCGGGGGUGCAAAGGAGUGCGGUUGACUGUGAUACCGUUACCCAAAAGGCAACGCUGGAAGAGAAACAGAUGUGAGGGCGAGUAAUGAGUCACGUCCCAGACUCACUGCUUUGAAGGGCUGGGGAAGCAGCAGGCCCGGGUGCCUGCUUGGAAGCGCCCAGCACGGAGGGUAUGGUGUGCAGCCUGAGCCUGGGGCUGCCCGGAUUGGAGGGGCAGAGGGGGUGGGCCUAAGACGGGGAGCUGGUCACAAGAUCCUCCUGUGGGAGGGGUGAUAAUGAGCAUCCCUGUGAGCUGUCCCCAGCGAGUGUACAGUCUAAGGGAAGAUGAACGGCAAGCAGUCACGAGAAGGCCCCGCACCUGUUUUCCGAGCAGGAUCAUGGCGUUGAUGCUCUUCACAGAGUUCCUGGGUGUGCUUCAAAGGGCCGAGACUUAGAAGAGUUCGGACAGAAGAUGGGAGUGAGCGGAGAGGAGAGGAGAGGAGAGAGGAGGGA